AUGAGGCUUCGUUCCUGGGCUGGAGCCCGCUGCCUCCUGCCCCUCUUGGUCCUUCUGACCGUCUCUCAGGUCCGAAGCGACCAGUCUCCCCCCAGAGAGAGACACUACUACAUCGCUGCUGUCGAGAUAGACUGGAGCUACUCUGGGAAUCAUGAAGCCAGCAGGUUUGGUCCCACCUAUAAGAAAGUCGUCUUUCGGGAGUAUGAGAAAGACUUCAAACAGGCUAAGACUCAUCCGCCCUGGUUAGGUCUGCUGGGACCCACGCUGAGGGCGGAGGUCGGCGACACCGUGGUGGUGACGUUCAGGAACAUGGCGAGCGGCGCGCACAGCAUCCACCCGCACGGCGUGGCUUACGGGAAGCAGUCCGAGGGCGCCCACUACUUCGACAACACGUCUCAGAAGGAGAAGGAGGACGACGUGGUUCCACCCGGCGGGCAGCACGUCUACUCCUGGGAGGUGCAGCAGGACGUGUCGCCUCAGGCCGGCGACCCCGCCUGCCUCACCUACUCCUACGUCUCCCACCAGCACGUGGUGGAGGACUUCAACUCCGGCCUCAUCGGCGCCUUGCUCGUCUGCAAAGCAGGAAGUCUGGACGAGUCCGGGAUGCAGGUCGGAGUCCAGCACGAGUUGGUCUUCCUCUUCGGCGUCUUCGACGAGGCGGCCAGCCGCUUCCGGCCCGGCGACUACUCGUCAGACGGCCACGUCAAAUACACCAUCAACGGCUACAGCAAGGGGGCGCUGCCGGGAGUCUCCGUCUGCGCCCAUUCGCCCGUCAGCCUGCACCUGCUGGGCAUGAGCUCGGAGCCCGAGGUGUUCUCCGUGCACGUGAACGGCCAGGUGCUGCAGCACAACGGCCACAAGGUGUCCUCGGUGGGCCUGGUGAGCGGCGCCGGCGCCACCGCCGCCAUGGUGGCCGUGCACGCCGGCCGCUGGCUGCUCUCCUCGCACGUCGCCAAGCACAUGGAGAGUGGCAUGCACGCCUUCGUGGACGUGGAGAAGUGCGACGACUUCCAGGCCCCCCGCCGCCGGCUGACCAUCGCGCAGAAGCGGGAGAGCAGGGAGUGGAAGUACUACAUCGCGGCCGAGGAGGUCACGUGGGACUACGCGCCCGACGUGCACGAGCACAUUGACGAAGAUUUCAAGCUGCAGUACCUGACCCGGUCCGCCACUCGCAUCGGCUCCAAGUACAAGAAGGCGGUCUACAGCCUGUACACCAACGAGUCCUUCAGCGAGCGGCUGGAGACCCGCAAGAGGAGGGACGAGCUGGGCAUCCUGGGCCCGGUCAUCAGAGCGCAGAUCAGAGACGUGGUCACGAUCGUGUUUAAGAACAUGGCGUCCAGGCCCUACAGCAUCUACCCACACGGUCUGACCAUAGAGAAGUCUGAGGAGGGAGUCAACUACCCAGACGGAGGAAACCACUCGCACGGCGUCCUGCCGGGUGAGACUCAUACCUACGUGUGGCGGGUGGUGGAGGAGGAUGAGCCGCUGCCCGGAGACUCCCGCUGUCUGACCCGGGUGUACCACAGCGCCGUGGACACGCCCCGGGACAUCGCGUCCGGCCUGAUCGGGCCCAUCCUCAUCUGCAAGAGCCAGUCCCUCAACGUCAGGAACGUGCAGCUGAAAGCAGACAAGGAGCAGCAUGCUAUGUUUGCCGUGUUCGACGAGAACAAGAGCUGGUACCUGGAAGACAACAUUCGCCAAUACUGCGAUCGAUCGAAAGUCCACCAGGCAGACUCGGACUUCUACAAAUCCAACGUCAUGCACACCAUUAACGGUUAUUCCUUUGAGACCGGCCCCCUUCUGGGCUUCUGCAACGGCGAGGUGGCCACCUGGCACGUGUCCAGCAUCGGCGCCCAGGACUACAUCCAGACCGCCACGUUCUACGGCCAUCCCUUCGAGCUGAACGAGCGUGUCGAGGACAUCCUCAGCCUGUAUCCCAUGACUGGAGAGACCAUCAGCAUGGACAUGGAGAACAUCGGAGUGUGGCUGCUGGCCUCCCUGAACUCCCACGAGACGACCAAAGGGAUGCGCGUCAAGUUUCAGGACGUGGAGUGCUACCGCGACUACGCCUACGAGUACGACUACACGGAAAAGUUGCCGACCAAGGAAUUUACCGUGUGGAGCCCUCCGAGCCUCGUUGACAUCAAAAAGGAAGAGGAGGAGAAAAAGGAGCAGCCUCCUCCAGUCAGCAGUAAUUCAGGGAGCGACAUGGACACUUUAAUGUACGCUGACCUGCUGGGUCUCAGGUCCCUGAAGAACCAGACCAACGUCACGGACGUGGACCAGCUCGACCUCUCCAUCCUGGACUACGACGUAGUCGAUGUGCUGGAUGGAGAAACAAACCACACAGAGAGAAUUAAUAGCACGUCUUUAAAUUCAGUCUUGGUGGAAGACUCAGAGGAAAAAUUCACAAGAGGAGAUGUUUUCUAUCUGUCCAAGGCCAGUCCGCACAAUACCUCCAACGACAAUGUGUCUUCCCCCGCUGCGUUGACGCACACAUCCCCCACGGGGGGCAAGACGGCAAAGAGCAGCUCUGAGGAGCUCGGCGGCUCAGAAAGCAGCGAAGAAGUGAUCAUUUACCUUCAAGAAAACAACACAGAGGUGAUUAAAACCACAUCGAUCAAAACCAAAGACCACAACUGGACCUAUGAUAUAACCCACCAAACCGUACCUGCGGAGAUUCCUGAGCACAUGAAGAAAUACUUGAAAGACCACGCCCCUAAACCGGCGCCGGCUCCCAAAAAGGUGAGGAAGGUCAACAUGCGACAGAGACCCCAUAAGGGCCAGGGCAUGAAGACCAAGAAGAGGAAGGAGUACAAGCCUCAGGCCAGGAGCGGGCUUCCGUUCUCUCCUCGAGGAUUCAACCCAGGAAUGAGCCCUCGUGGGUCUCGGCCGGCGGGACCUCAGCCGUUCUCCGAUGAGGAGGAGCUGGUCAACAUGCCGGUGGUCAUCGGCGUCCCGCGGCCCGAUUUCAGCGACUACGAGCUGUAUGUUCCCGGAGGCGAACCCGACCAUCUCGGCCUGGACGAACAAGACGUGAAGGCUAAUGAGUACGAGUAUGUGAUGUACAAAGACCCCUACAGCAGUCAUGAGGAUAUAAAGAAUCUCAACCUGGACGAGACCGCUAAGUACUACCUGAAAUUAUCAGGCCCCAAUGUCAAGACCUAUUUCAUUGCGGCCGAGGAGGUGGAAUGGGACUACGCCGGCUACGGGAACAAGAGGCCAGAAAAAACUCAACAACAAAAACGAGAAACCAAGUUCACCAAGGUGGUUUUCCGGGGCUACUUGGAUGCUAGCUUCAACACACCUGACAUCCGCGGGGAGAUCGACGAACACCUGGGCAUCCUGGGGCCUGUCAUCAAAGCAGAGGUUGGACAAAACAUAAUGGUGGUGUUCAAGAACAAGGCCAGCCGUCCAUACUCUUUGCACCCUAAUGGGGUUUCCUACACCAAGCAGACAGAAGGUCUGUCCUACGAGGACGGCUCCAAGUACUGGUAUAAAUACGACAACGAGGUCCAACCCAACACCACCUUUACGUACCUGUGGAAAGUUGGCGAAUCGGUCGGACCAAAGCCGGAAGAGUCCGACUGUCGCACCUGGGCUUAUUACUCAGGCGUGAAUCCUGAAAGAGACAUCCACUCUGGUCUGAUUGGCCCCCUGCUAGUGUGUAAAAAAGGCACCAUGGAAAAGAAGUCCCUGAACACGAGGGAGUUCAUGCUGCUUUUCAUGACCUUUGAUGAGUCUCAGAGCUGGUACUACAUGGAGAACCGGGAGAUAUUGCACAGGAAAAGCCGAAGGAGGAUGAUGGAACCAAUCCACAGGGAGGACUUGAAGUUUUACACGAUAAAUGGCAUCAUACACAGCUUGAAGGGCCUGAGGAUGUACGCCAAGCAGCUAGCGUACUGGCACCUGAUCAACAUGGGACCCCCCAAAGACGUUCACACGGUCCACUUCCACGGCCAGACGUUCAUCCACAAGAAGACCAGCAGCCACAGACAGGCUGUGUUCCCUCUGCUGCCCGGAAGCUUUGCUACUCUGGAGAUGUAUCCAUCCAGACCGGGCCUGUGGCAGCUGGAGACCGAGGUCGGCCUCAACCAGCAGAGGGGCAUGCAGACCCUCUUCCUGGUUCUAGAUGAUGAGUGUUAUCGUCCUCUGGGUCUGGAAUUAAGCAGCGUGCAGGACAACCAGAUCACAGCAAUCAAUACAAGAGGAUACUGGGAGCCUCAUCUUGCCAGACUGAACAAGCAGGGUAAAUACAACGCCUGGAGCACCGAACAGAACAACAGCUGGAUUCAGGUGGAUUUCCAGCGGCCCGUUGUGAUCAGCCAGGUGGCCACGCAGGGAGCCAAGCAGAUGUUUCACUCCCAGUACGUGACCAAGUACUCCAUCUCGUACAGCAACGACCGCCGCAAGUGGAUCUUCUACAAGGGGGACAGCCGGGACUUCAGGAAGAUCUUCGACGGAAACCAGGAAGCAUACGGCACAAAGAAAAACACCUUCUUUCCUCCAGUGGUUGGACGGUUCGUGAGGCUCCACCCCCUCACCUGGUACAACACGGCCACAGUCCGCAUGGAGUUCUACGGCUGCGAACUGGACGGCUGCUCUGUACCUUUGGGGAUGGAAACGAGGCUGAUAGAAGACCAUAUGAUCAAGGCCAGCUCCAUGGCCACCAGCUGGUACUCCGGACCAUGGAAGCCCUCGCUCGCUCGUCUCAACUUACAAGGCACCAUCAACGCAUGGCGCGCUAAGUAUAACGACAUGAACCAGUGGCUCCAGGUGGAGCUGCCGCAGGUCAAGAAGAUCACAGGAAUCAUAACGCAGGGAGCCAAAUCUCUGGGCAGCGAGAUGUACGUCAUGUCCUACAUCCUGCAGUACAGCGACAACGGAGUACACUGGACCGACUACACCGACGACCAGGAGAGCCAGCCCUACAGGGUCUUCAAGGGAAACAUGGACAACAACGAUCACGUGAGGAACUACAUCUACCCUCCCAUUUUCUCACGCUUCAUCCGGAUCGUCCCCAAGAGCUGGAUCGGAUCGAUCACCAUGAGAAUCGAGCUGCUCGGGUGUGACUUCGAGUGAUCUGAAGAGAACUAAGCAGGCUUUAAUGUUAAUACACACACAGAGGAAUCUGUAGGGAGUCGGUUCAGGUCUAAGCACAUCCACCUUCACACAUACAGCCACAUACAGACC
Molecule: messenger RNA, 5193 nt
Organism: Salarias fasciatus (jewelled blenny)
Lineage: Eukaryota; Metazoa; Chordata; Actinopteri; Blenniiformes; Blenniidae
Gene: f5
Product: coagulation factor V
Exons: 27
Coding region: 1-5082 (1693 amino acids)
Cellular component (GO): plasma membrane
Molecular function (GO): copper ion binding; signaling receptor activity
Source: RefSeq, a predicted model, not a curated record